AUGUUUGAAGUCGGAAAUGUAUUAUGGAUUGCAAUUUUUCGAGGAUCUUUACCUAAUUUAAUGAGUAUUGGGAAAUUCAUAGAUUUUUAAACUUUUGAAUGGGAUGAACCAUGCUAAUACUACCGUGAUCCAACAAAUGCAUUUACAUCUAGGUAAUUGCCAUAUGGCCCUGAUGGAGAUUAAAGUACACAUUGGUCAAAUCUUGAUAUUUACUUCGAAUAUGAUAUAACUAAAGUACUCUAUGAUGCAUAUACUUCCUUCGAUUUGGACUUUCGAGUAAUGCAAUUCAAUAAUAGAACUGCAAGCUUUAGAACAUAAUCAGGUGACUGCUAUAUGGUUUCAAAUCCUGGAUUUGUCAACAUAUCUGAUAGAUUAGGAGAGCCAAAUACUGCAAUCUCUGGAGGAUUUCCAGUAGGUUUCAAUAACUACUCAAUGAUGCUGUCUAAAUUUACCCAUUGUGGAAAUUUUCCCAUUACAUAUACCCUAAAGAUAUCGCCUAAUACUGCUUUGCCCUCAUUUAUGUCAUUAGACAUUGAUAAUUUGAUCUUGAAUAUAUCACCUUGGGAUGCUUCUUUCAUUAAAAUUUACAAAUUAAGAUUAACAGGCUCACUAACAGAGAGUCCUUCAAAUUCAAAUUAUACCGAAUUCUAGGUUGAAGUUAUUAAGAAUUAUCCACCAAAUCCUAAAGAUUUUUUGAAGAGUGCCAUAAUUUUUGCACAUCAUAACCAGACAUGGUAAAUAUAUCUUGACAAUGACUUAGAAUUUGAUGAAGCUUAUUUUAAUGUGUCCUUUCUAAGCAGUACUAAUGCAACUAUUACAGCAACUUGGUUUAUUGUUUCUUUUUCUGAUAAUCAAGGCGUUGAAUUUUCAAUACUAGACCCUCCUCAGCCUCCUGCUGGUUCAAACUUGUCCCAAUAUUACAUAAGAGUUAAUGUAUCUGAUCAAUUCUCUAGAUUGACUCCUAAUCUAACCUUUAUCAAUUUGAAAAUUGCUAGAAAUUUUUCCCCUUUCCUUUCACCUAUUGUGAAUUAGACAAUCGAAUCAAUUUACAUAACAAAAUCAUUUUCUUACACUUUGUGGUACCAAAAUUUCACAGAUAAUGAAAAUGACUAAGUAAUUAUUGAUUGCUAAGUAUAUACAACAGCUUUAAACAAAGAUUGGAUUACAAUAGAAGUUAAUAAUACCAUGCCAGGAAACAUUACUUUCUUUGGUCAAACACCAAGGGAUAAUAGAUUCGCUGGAAUUUAUACUUUUAAGUGUAGUGCUGAAGAUCAAUAUGACGGAGCAUUAAAUAUCUACAAUUUCACUCUGAACGUCAAGGCUAAAGAUAAAGACCCUUAAAAUGAGCCUAACUACUACUCAUUGCUAGUUAAUAAUACUGAAUACAAUAAUACAUCGCUACCCUGGCUUUACUGGAAUAAUAAGACUUUGGAAAUAUAUGCACAUCCAUUUUCUAAUAGUCAGGGAGGAAAUCAUUCGAUCUCAAUCAAAUUCGAAGAUAAAAUAUCUCAGUCUGUCUUUAUAAAUUUCACUCUAGAAGUAAUUUAAAAUUGGCCUUUGGUUCCUGUCAAAUAACUUAACAAAAUACUGGCAAUAACAAAUACUUGGUUCUAUUAUGACUUUGUGAAAACAUAAAUAUUUAGAAACCCAGAAGGUGAAGAAUUUUAGAUGUAUUUUAGAACUCCUGAAUCAGAUAAUUCCCUUCCCUAUUUUAUUUCGAAAAACUUUUCAAACGGAACAAUUGGUGGAUUUACUACGGAAGCAAAUAUUGGAACAUAUAAAAUAGAGUGCGUUGGAAUAGAUGAUGCUUUAUGGGAAACUGUGGUCAAUUUCUAAUUGCUUGCUAUUAUAAAUGCCUUUUAUGCUGGGACUAAGACUAUAAUACAUGCGAAGCUUGCAAGACCGGAUAUUACUUUUAUAAUAAUGAAUGUCUAGAAUCUUGCAUUCUUGGGACAUACCAUAAUUAGAUUGAUUGGGAAUGCUCAACUUGCCCAAAAGAAUGCAUUUAAUGCACAGGACCAGACCCAUUAUAAUAUUGCCAGAGAUGCUAAAAAGGCUUUUUUUAUCUUAAUUAAGGUUGCUACAAAUAAUGCCCUAUCGGCUAUUACAAUGAUAAGGCUUCUUAUACUUGCAAAGGUAAAUAAAAUAUCACUAAUUUAAUAUUUGUAAUUAGUUUGUGCUGCUAGUUGCAAUUCAUGCUAUGGACCUUCAACUCUGCAAUGCAAUAAUUGCACAGAAAUUUUCAAUUUAAAUGAGAAAGGAUAAUUGGUCAAGGUAGGGUAUAGCUUGGUUAGAAAUGAAUGUAGAAUGCCAAAAUGUGUUGAUGGAAAGUAUUUUUAAUGGUAGAAUGAAUUAUCUGAUGGAAUUCAUUAUGGAAAAUGUUAAAUAUGUCAUUCAUCCUGCAGAAAAUGUGUAGGACCAACUUCAAAUGAUUGUAUUUAGUGCUAUUCUGGAAAUAUUCUUGAUGAUUUAACAUUUAGUUGCGUUGCAUGUGAAUCUAUAGUUGGAUAUUUCACGAAUGAGGAAUUCGAAUGCGAAGAUAUAUGUGGAGAUGGAAUUUUAAGAGUUAAAUAAUGUGAUGAUGGUAAUCUAAAAAAUGGAGAUGGAUGUAACUAGGAUUGUUAAAUUGAAUAUGGAUAUUCUUGUCCAAUUCCAAAUACUACUUGCAAAGAAAUAAUAUCACCAACAUUGUUUGUUAGAGCUAUAACACCAUUAAAUUUGAUUUAUGUGGAGUUUUCAGAAGGUGUUUAACUAACAGAAGCAUCAGCAUUAUCUUUUGCUAAUAUAGAAAUUAAAAUUGAGGGAACCAAAUCUGAAUAUAUUUUUGAUUGGAGGAUUAUAGAAGAUCUUAAAAAUCCUUUAGUGCCUGGUAGAAUUAUUUAAAGAUUUUAGAUUAAAUUACAAGACCUAAAAACGUCUUUGGAAGGAACAGAGAAUAUUAAAAUCUCUUUAAAAAACUAUUCCUAAGUUACUGAUUUAGCUGAAAAUUCUGUGACUUAAGAUUCUUUCGCAUCUGUUAAUCCGUACCCAUUUAUAUAUUUCAGCCCUGUUGAAUAAUCAACUGCAUAAAAUGGAGGUCAGUCUUUGAAAUAUACUUUCUUAUCAGUUUUUAGUUUCAACAUAGCAUUGAAAAUUCUGCUCAACUCAUCAAUGCAAUUUCUAUGGGGAUUAGUGCACGCUCUUUAAGUUUUCAACUUCCUAUUGUAUAUGAAUAUUGAUUUCCCUGAAAAUGUAGAAUUAUUUUCCAACUAUUUGAAAGUAGCAUCAGGAGAUAUUGAUGAAUUUAAUCAGUUUAUCCCUAAUAUUGGAGAUUAUAUUAUUGAUGAAAAUUAAGUAAAUGAAGCUAUUGACAAUGAAAAACUUUAAUAGAAAUUUCAAGAUGAUGAGAUUUCUCCUUAUUUUAUAAUUGCUUUUGGAUAAAAAUUAACACUUUGGGUAUUGGGUUUAUUGGUUAUUUUACCCAUUGCUGUAAUUCUAAAUAAACUUUGCAAAAAAAUGUCAUUGUGGGAAAACAUUAUAGGAUUUUUCUUCUUUAAUGGCCCGUUACGGACAUUUGUUGAAAUGUAUAUAGAAUUAAUCAUGCAAGUUGUCAUCAAUACUUAAUUCAUUAAGUACAGAAACUAAAGCUAAAUCAUAGCUACUUUAACUGUAUUUGCUUUUGGUGCUAUUUCCUUGCUUUUGCCAUUUAUUACGAUGACUGUCAUAUACAAAAAUAUGAAAAAAAUUUAGAAAAAAAAUUGGAUUUACAGUUGGGGAAUGCUGACAGAAGAAUUGAGAAAAAAAAGUAUCCUACAAUUAUACUAUUAUCCAAUAUUUAUGUUUUAAAGAUUGAUUAUUGUGGAAAUCAUAGUAUAUCUUUAUGAUAGUCCAUUUAUUUAAUGCUUGGCUGUUGCAAUAUGCAAUAUUAUGAUGAUCCUUUAUUUGAUUACUGUAAAACCAUUCCAUAGUGAAAGUUAACAAACAACCACAGUCAUUGAUGAAUUUGUUAUAUUACUUUGUCUUUUAGUAUUUAUCUAAUUGGGUGGAAGUUAAAUGACUCAGGAUAAAAGAAAGAAUUUGGGAUGGAUAUUAAUCUUCCUAAUAUUAUCAAGUGUGUGUAAAAAUUUCGGAGUUGUUUUGUAUUUUACAGUUAAAGAAAGUUGA
Stylonychia lemnae is the source of this 4143-nucleotide messenger RNA. NCBI's taxonomy places the organism in Eukaryota, Ciliophora, Spirotrichea, Sporadotrichida, Oxytrichidae. The record is from the annotation of a GenBank genome assembly.